AUGUAAAUCAUAGAAGCAUUGUAAUAUUUACAUAGUAGAGGAAUAGUACACAGAGAUAUAAAACCUGAAAAUAUAUUACUUCAAAAUGGAGUUCUCAAAUUAUGUGAUUUUGGAUAUGCAACAAUUGUAUAAAACGAUUUGCUAAGAUAAACUUUCUGUGGUACACUUGAUUAUUUAAGCCCGGAAAUGAUUCAAGGAAAAUAAUAUGAUUUUUCUGUUGAUGUUUGGAGUGUCGGAAUUUUAGCAUAUGAAAUGAUUUUCGGAAAUGCACCUUUUUCAGGUAAAAGCAAUGAUUCUACUUAUGAUAAAGUUUUGAAUUUGGAUAUUGAAUUUAGUGGACCUUUGUCAUUUGCUGGUGUAGAUUUUAUUAAAAAAAUAUUAAUAAAAGAUCCUAAUAAAAGAAUGGAUUUAAAUACAGCUUAUUAACAUCCUUUUAUAUAAAAUAAUACAGCAAAGAGGACCGAUCAGAGUAAUUUUUUGGAAAAAAUUGAGUGUCUAUUCUUGAAAAAAAAUUGA
Messenger RNA from Ichthyophthirius multifiliis, 516 nucleotides. RefSeq names its product protein kinase domain protein. Gene Ontology annotation, molecular function: protein kinase activity; ATP binding. Lineage: Eukaryota; Ciliophora; Oligohymenophorea; Hymenostomatida. The transcript has 3 exons. Gene Ontology annotation, biological process: protein phosphorylation. The record is from RefSeq and is a predicted model, not a curated record.